Molecule: messenger RNA, 9990 nt
Organism: Homarus americanus (American lobster)
Lineage: Eukaryota; Metazoa; Arthropoda; Malacostraca; Decapoda; Nephropidae
Exons: 12
Coding region: 145-9480 (3111 amino acids)
Source: RefSeq, a predicted model, not a curated record
GUUGUGAACUACGUUUGGCACCAGUGGAGAGCAGCGGCAAGAGUGAGUGAGGAGGAACACGUGUUGGAGUCUUAUUAUUUUUCUUAAGACUUUCAUUCGUUCAGUUUUAUAAAUGGAACUUCAAUGUUGUUGUGGUAGUUGGAGAUGAAAUCUGUGAUAAUGGAAGUCUUAAUGCAGCAGAUGAGUUCCAGCCUCUUAGCUGUAACCAAGUUGAGGAAGCUGCUGGAUAUUCACCUUCCCCAAAAUAAGAAGACCAAGCCACUUCCUUGGGUGGCAGUUGUUAAGGGCUUGGUCAACAGAGCUGCAGAUACUUCCUCUGAGGUACCCCUUGCAAAUGCUUUCACAAUAAUUGAUAUCAAAUUAAAUAACACCUUGCAGAGAGGUCUAAAACACCCAGAACAAGAUGGACGUUGUUAUUGCAUCCUCCUUGGCAGUCUUGUCUGUCACAUCUACACCACCUCUGAGAUUAAAGAAUUACCAAUGGUGGAGGUCAAUAGGAUUACCUCGCUUCUCCUCACCGCAGUUAUCGACCUGGAAGCUGUUGUUGUCAGAAAGGGAGAAGAAACUGAAGCCAUCUCGAGGAUCUUUACCAAGUUAACUGUCAUACUUGGUCACUGUCCAGAACUACUUCUUGAUACCCUUCUUCACUGCAAAACUCUUACCAACGCUAGUGCAAGACGACCACUAAUAUUUGCCCCUUUGAUAAAGUGUCUUUUUGCCACAGUCAAGAGUAAAAGUGUUAAGUCCCCAGAACUGUACCUGAAGUAUUUAUUUCUGGGCAAACUAUGGCUCUUUAUGACAAAGAAAGAAGAGGUUGUACAAAGGAGGGCUUAUAUUAUCAAUUCUGUCAAGCUUCCACGAAAUUUUGUUGAUUGGGCAGAACAAAAUGAAAUCCCCUGGCUGAGGCUGGAUACAUGCAACACCCGCCUCAUUCUCAAGAACAUGACAGUCUCAUCGGCUUUCAGAACUCUGUACCCUGGUGAUGCUCAACAACUAUCUUCCUUGAAAACUGAUUCUCAACAGCCCAAGAAGAAAAAGAAGAAAGAUAUAGUUUAUAAGAUACAUAAUGUGAGAACUGCACAAGGUUUCUCAGAAAAAUUGGUGAAAGUGAAAAGUAAGAAAAAAAAUAAGAAUAAGAGUAAAAAACUGCUGAAUGAGGACUCUUCUACACAAGACACCUCUAAUGAAACACUGAUGCUGAAAAAUAAGAAAAAGAGUAAAGGUGACAUUAACUCGAUGGUUGUUGAGGACACGACACAAGAUAUCUCUGAACAAACGGUGAACGUGAAAAGUAAGAAAAAAAAUAAGAAUAAGAUUAAAAAGCAGCCCAAUGAGGACACUAUUCAAGAUGUUUCUGAUGAAACACUGGUGCUUAAAAAUAGAGAUAAGAUUAACAAAGUGCUUAAUGAGAAGAGUGCACAGGCUGUUUCUGAAGUGAUGGUAAAAGUGAAAAGUAAUGGAAAGGACAAGAAUAAGUUUAUCAAGAUGAUUAAUGAGGACUGUGAAAAAACAGUCAAAAUGAAAAAUAAGAAAAAGAGCAAAAGUAACAUUAAUUUGAUGGCUUUUGAAGAAACUGCACCAGAUAUCCCUGAAGAAACACUGAUGAAGAAAAAGAAGAAAGAUAGAAAUGUUAACAUGAUAACUAACGAAGAAACUGCACCAGAUGUCCCUGAAGAAACACUGAUGAAGAAAAAGAAGAAAGAUAAAAAUAUCAAAAUGAUAACUAAUGAAGAAACUACACUAGAUGCCCCUAAGAAAACAGUGAAACUGAAGAAAGGGAAGAAAGAUAGAAAUGUUAACAUGAUAACUAAUGAAGAAACUGCACCAGAUGUCCCUGAAGAAUCAUUGAUAAAGAAAAAGAAGAAAGAUAAAAAUGUUAACAUAACUAGUGAAGAAACAGCACCAGAUGCCCCUGAAGAAACUGCACCAGCUGCCCCUGAGAAAACUGUGAAACUGAAGAAAAAGAAGAAAGAUAGAAAUGUUAACAUGAUAACUAAUGAAGAAACUGCACCAGCUGUGCCUGAAGAAACUGUGCCAGCUGCCCUUGAGAAAACUGUGAAACUGAAGAAAAAGAAGAAAGAUAGAAAUAUUAACAUGAUAACUAAUGAAGAAACAGCACCAGAUGUCCCUGAAGAAACUGCACCAGCUGCCUCUGAGAAAACUGUGAAACUGAAGAAAAAGAAGAAAGAUAGAAAUAUUAACAUGAUAACUAAUGAAGAAACAGCACCAGAUGUCCCUGAAGAAACUGCACCAGCUGCCUCUGAGAAAACUGUGAAACUGAAGAAAAAGAAGAAAGAUAGAAAUAUUAACAUGAUAACUAAUGAAGAAACAGCACCAGAUGUCCCUGAGAAAAUAAUGAAACUGAAGAAAAAGAAGGAAAAAACUAGCAAUAAGGAUAAAAAGCUGACUAAUGAAAAAACUACACCAGUUGUCUGUGAAGAAACACAAGAAAUAGAACAAAAUAAGAUGGAUGUGUCAGAGAGAGUCCGUGAAGGAAUUACUAACACCAAGUCAAAGCAUAAACAGAUUGAUCAAUAUACCACUAGAAUUGAACAAGAUGAGGAAAUGUGUGCUUUGGCGGGAAAGAUGGGCAAAUACACCAGUGAGUCGGGUACUGAACACACCAGUGAGUCGGGUACUGCCAAGUUGAACGAAACAAGAAGCAUAGAACUGAAGAGUACAUCAGACAUUCAAGGGGUACAGGAAGAAGUGGUCAAAACAAAGAGAAAGAAAAAAUUGCACGGCGCUGCCAAAGGUAAAGCGAAAAAAAUGAAGAUUCGCGACAAUGAGGAGAAGGAUGGGAGACAGGUGAAAGCAGAAGAGGAAAAGGAAGUGAUGAUGAUGUCAAUAGGGUUGAAAAAUGUAAAGAGAAAGAAUUUAGAAACAGAUUUAAACCAACCGGUCAAAAAGAAAAGAAAAACUCAUGUAAAUACAGAUAAUACAAAACAUGAAAACUUAGAUGUUGUGGCUAGAAAGAACAAGGGUAAGAAGCUCAAGAAUAUACAAAGUGAAGAAGUCAUCAAAGAAAAAACUGUUGAAGAUUCUCAAAAACAAAAUCAAUGGAGCUUGGACAGAGGGGAGGUGAAAUCCUAUACAUCACCUCUAACUAAUCCUUCCACAUCAAAGAAUAGUGCAUUAUCAGUAUCCUUGAUGGGAAGGAAACACACUGAGGUUGAAGGACAUGCUCGUGCUAGACCGAGAAUUAUAACAAUGAGUGACUCGGCACUACAAAGAAAACACACACAUGUUGCGAAGCAACAAAGAAAAAGACUGAGUUGUGAGGUGGGACGUGAACAUAUGACAAAGCAAGAAAUAGCCAGUUUACAUCAGAAAAUCAGAAAGGAUGGUAUCACCUUCACUGUUAUAGAUCUGGAACCAGCAACCAAAACUCAGUUAAAUGUUAAAUGUGAGGAUAGUUCUGAAGAUGAUCUGUCAAAUAUUAAACAUGAGAGUUUUGAAGUUCAAGUAGAACAAGAAAAAGGAGUGAAAAAUAAUAGAAGUAAGUACAGGGAUUCAUUACCCAGAAAAAGAUUAUUUGUCUCGCCCAUUGUGGCUUCUGGAGACCCUACCUUGUGUGAUGAAUCUAUUAGAAAUGGCAGGGAAGUUGCCAGUGAGUUAAAUACUAGUGAUAAUGAUGUGCUUUAUCACCAGGAUACAGAUACUAACAAGAGUGAUGUGGUUGUUGACCUGAGUACUGGUAGUAAGGAAGAGGUAAUCACAGUGAAAAAUUGGGAAGUGACACAGGAACUGGACACUAAAGAUACUGGAGUGAUGGAGUUACCUGACCAUAAUGAAAUGUUUGAAAAGGCAGGUAACAAAAUGAGUGAAGUGGAAAAUGAUUCGGUUAGCAAUAUAGAGGAAGUGGUUGUGGAUUCAGAUGGAGACAGUGAAGUAGAAAGGGAGUCAGACAAGAGUGUUGAAGAAUGUGGUUGGAUAUCAGAUCACUUUAAUAGCAACGAAUCUGAAGACUCACUGUGUGUAGCUGUUGAUCUUAACCACACUGAAAAAAUUUUAAAAGUUCCAGAUGAAGCGUGUGAACUGACGUAUGUGGAGAUGCCAAAGAAAAGUCCUGUUGCACUUACAGGAUGUGUUGAAGAUUUAGAUUCAGAUAUAGAGAUUAUUGCUGUGGAAGAAAAGGGUCCAAAGCCUGGCAAGAAACGACGUUCAUUUGCUCUCAAAGAUUAUGCAAGUGACAUUGAUGAGGCUUCAGGGUGUGAGAGUGAUAUUGUUCCAUGUGAUGAGAAAGCAAAGAUGUUUACUGAUAAAGAGAUCAAAGAUUACCAUAACAAGCUCAUGGAAGCUGAAAUGCAGAGAAAAGUGGAGGAUAUAUUGAAAAAGGAAGAAAAGGAACUCAAAGAGAAAAUGACAGAAAAUGAAAAUAUGGCUAGCACAAAUGUUACUGAAGAAAGUUCUACGGUUAAUGAAAAGAAGAAUCCUGAUGAUUCCAAGGAUUUAGUUAGUCAAAUGAUAAAUAACCUUUAUAAACCUUCCAUUAUGGUAGAAAAAACAGAAAUACAAGAACAGUUUGAUGAGGAAUUGAAUGAUGAUAGUGAUAUUGAGGUUAUCCUACAGACAAUUGUGAAAGACACAGGACGGUUGACAAGUAUCCAUGGAAUAUGUGAGAGAUUAUCAUCAAGUAGAAUGACCAUCAAGGAGGAAUUGAGAGAAAGUGAUAAUCAACAAACAGAGGAGACUGAAGUACAAGAAAAUAAAGUAGUUGAAAAUUCACCUUUACAUUGUGAAAAAUCUGAAGUUACCAAGGAUGAAGACAUUGUAGUGCUUGGCAAUGUGAAGUCCCAAAAUAAUGACGUUGUAGUACUUGGCAAUGUGAAGUCCCAAAAUAAUGACGUUGUAGUACUUGGCAAUGUGAAGUCCCAAAAUAAUGACGUUGUAGUACUUGGCAAUGUGAAGUCCCAAAAUAAUGACAUUGUAGUACUUGGCAAUGUGAAGUCCCAAAAUAUUAUAGACCUAGAAACUGAAUCUCUUAAUGAUGAAAUAUCUAAUGAGUGUAAUGAUCCAGAAAUUGAAGUACUUGAGUUGGGUGUUAAUGUAGAAAAUAAAAUUUGUAACAAAGACAUUUAUAUUUUGGAGACAUGUGUUGAAUAUACCAAAAAAUUGCAAGAAAGUGUGGCCCAAGACACUGAAGAACCUGAAGAUAAUGUUACAGUUGAUAGUGUAGUUGAAACUUUGCAUGUGGAAUGUAAGCAGGAAGGUGGAAUAAAUAAGGACCUAGAGUGUACUUCAAACAUUGAAACAUUGAAAACAUCAUAUAAAAGGACAUUGAAUCAUGACACUGAUGACUGUGGAACGGGAACUUCAAAAUUAGAGGUUGGUGAUGUAUUUAAAUCAUUACCUGAUGUAAAAUCAUGUGAGAAAUAUUCAUUAGAAGAAAUUAACAAAGAUGGGAAGAAGGGAAUAAAUUAUAUUAAAGGGGACAAAAUAAAUGAAGAAAGUGACAGUGUCAGCUUUCAUAUAGUGAACACCAUAGAUGAUCUAAAUGAGAUGGAUAUUAAGGACGAGUUCAUCAAGGAAGAAACUUCUGAGCUAAGUAACCAUGUCACUCCUUUAGAUAUCUCCUAUAAUUACAAUGGGAAACCUGUAGGUGAUAGUAAUGGACUCUUAGAUGGUGGUAAACUGAGUCCACAUGACAUGAAUCAGUUAUUUAAAACAUCCAUUCCAGAUUUUCCCAAGUCUGAAAGUGGUUCACCUGCUAUAGCAAUGAGUUCUCUAGUAGUGGAAUCUGUGACAAAAAGUGAGCACAAUGAAGAUUUCCAUGUUGCUAAAGAAAAUGAGGAAAUUACUUCAUCAAAGAAACAACAAGAAAGUUUACCUUAUCUUUCAAAUACUGUACUAAGUUCCAUUAACAGUAUUGCACAACAUGAGAGUGAUGAGAGAGCCAUGAAAGCAGAGAUAGAAUCCAUAACAGAAGAAUCUGAGAAGUCUUUAGAAAUGGCAGAUGAAGCAUAUGAAGCUAGUAGUGAUGCUUCAGAGGAUCCUACACCCAAAACCAGAAGGAGGGCUCGCUCUCUGCGAAGAAAUCUUACUGUACACGCAAUCUUGCAGGAGUUUUCAGAUUCAGAUGCAUCUCCAGUUCAGCGAACUCGAAGGAGGAAGUCAUCAGAAGUAACUGGAAAUACCCAUUUAGGAUCAACACGGAAAAGGAGCCAAAGUUUUUGUCAAGAAACUGUAAAUUCGACAUCAGGAGCUUCAGUUAGUUUACAGAGUUCUCAAACUUGUUUGUCAGAGUUUACGCUUUACGAAAAAGAAAACGGGAAAGCGUGGACUGACAACAACAAAAUGGCAACUACUGGUGAGGUACUUAAUCAUUGUGCCUCUGAUUCUUCUGAGAAUGACCAAACGGUUUAUGUCUGCAGCAAUAAACUGAAUUCUUCAAAUGUACCCAUAUCUGUGGCUGUAGUUAACAGAUCAUAUACUAUGUCUUCCAGCUCUGUUACACCAUCAGCUACAGGAACCCCAGUGAAAAGUAUAUUAAAUGAUGGAGUUUCAAAAUCUCCAAUCAAAUUUGAGGUACAUAAUAUAUCAGAAAGGUCUGUUUCUAUCUCUUCUGUAAGGAGAUCAAGUAGACUGAUGGGAAAGGUUUUAGACCUUCAGAAGAAGCAGUCUGGUGGAGAAGUUGUAAAGUCAGAUUUGGACACUCUGGCAAUUCAUAGUGAUGGCUCAAUUAAAAGUGUGGAAAUUGGUGUGUUAAUGGGUAAGUCAGGAAAGGAAACUAUGUCUGACUCAGAAAGUGAAGUAGAUCAUGUUGCACAGUUGAAAACUGUAAGGAAAAGUCAAGCUAAUGAAUGUGGAAUUUUUAAUUAUGAAAGGGAAUAUGAAUCUCCACAAGUUGUUAAAGCAAAAUUAACCUUUAACAAACUUUCUCUUGGUCUUGAUGAGAGUCCCAGUUUAGAUAGUUUGCCUUCCACCACUCUGCAGAAUAAGAUGGAAAGGAGUGAUAGAGCAUUUCAGGAACAAGGUAGUGAAAAACUAGUUAACUGCGGUGACAACAUCGUCGAAGGAGAUACGGUGAGUAAUAUGUGCUAUCUUGCAUCACGAAGAGCAAAAGGAGAAGGGAAAAAGUUUACUGAAAAGAACAUUAGAAAAAUAUCAAAUGUGAGCCGAGAGAAGUCAAUUGAUAAUGUGAAUUUGCUGGAUAUAAAUGGUGAGAAAGCUUUGUGUGGCCGCAUUGUAGAUGUAAAGGACCAGACUUCAGUGAAUACGAGAAGACAGGAAAACAUAAGUGAGCAGUUGGAUGAGGGGGAUAGCCAAGUAGUUGAUGAAACAAUAGAACAAAAUCAAGAGAGGGAUGUGGAAUAUCUGGAUGAAGGAGAAGAAUUGGAAGUGCUAUCCACAUCAGGCACUGAAGAGAAUGAUGAAGUUCCAUCUCAUAAUUUUCCAACAAAUUUGCAUCAAAGUGAUAGUGAACUUGAAAGGAAUAAUGUUGGUGAAAAAAAAGAUAUGCCUGCCCUGAAGACACUACGGUCACGUUCACGACAUCUUUCUCGUGGUAAAGGUGGAAAGAAGGAUAGUGGUCUGGAUGUCAUAAAAAGAGAGGACAUCAGUCCACCCAUACCACAUUUAAAUAUUCAUUGUGUUUCAGAGGCAGUCUUAACUAAAGAGGUUCUUAUCAGCCCAGAGGUGAGUGAUGAAGAAUGUGAAUUAGUGUCACCUGGAGUUGCUAAUGAUGUAAAUGUAACGGAAACUUUCACUUUACCUGAGGCUUUGUUAACUAGUCCCAAGAGAAGUCCUUCUCCUAUUGCUAAAUCAAGUCAUGGUCCAAGGAAGAAUAGUGGAGGUAUCAGGUCACCACAGAAGAUGAUACCAGAAGAGCAAGAUGAAACUACUCUUCCCAAAUGCAAAAGUGAAGAUGUAUCUAUAACACCUCAUGCUCCCAAAGUUAAGAGUCUAUGUGUUGUAACUUUACAGGACAAAGUAAAAAGUAAGGCAUCUUGCACAGUGGGUACAUCAGACAAAAGUACUCUUACCAAAAAGCCUCCAAAGACUCCAGUUGUAGAGUCAUUGAAAUCACCCAAAACCCCCUCAAGAAACAGAAUGAGCAUCACUAAUCUUGAAUCAUUGUGUGCAGAAUCAUCUAGGAAAAGAACUUCUAGUAGGAGUAACACACCAAUAAAGAAAGUAACUCCUGAAAUGAUAGUUACAAAAGAAAACUUGGUGAAGAAAUCUGAUACACCUAUGUCAGAAGAUUUUGAAAAAACAGACAAAAUUGAUGUUGGUGUAACUGUUCACUCACUUCAAGAAACCGAAAGUAGCAUUCAAAAAGUGACCCCAGAAACUCCUCUUGUUACUGUGAAGAAACAAAGUACUAGUAUUAGCUUCCCAGAAACUAUGCCCAUAAUUUCUAGAAAUGAAAGUUCUGGUAGUUCAACAGAUUCAAAUUCCAGAAGAGAAUCUGUAUCAAAAGUGCUUCAUAGAACAAGGUCUUUUGAAAAAGACUCAGAAAGUAAUACUGCAUCAGAAGUGAGGACUACCAAUGAAGAAAGUGCAAUUGAUAGUGAAGAUGAAAAGUUAUUUGAGAAUAGAGUUCAGCAUCCAAAGAGUAAAAUAAUUAUUCCGUCUUUGCAAACCCUUGACGAACAGCACAUCAUUUUAAGGGUACCCAUCCCAGAAAACACCACAUCUAGCAGCUCUCCAGUUUCAUCCCUGGGACAGUAUUCUUCUCUGAGAAGAAGCUCUAGGCUGAGGAAAGGUACAGAGUUGCCGUCAUCUGAAAUUCAGGAUCUGGAGGGUGCUGGUAGUGUCAGUACUGUAACUCAGAAUAAGAAAAGUGCCAAGAUAGUAGGAAAUAAAGAGAGUGCCAGAGCUGGCAUGUCCAGCUCAACUGUUUCAGACUCAUCAGUGAUGGAGGAGCUGCCUUCUGGUGUGUGGAGCCCAGUUAAAACAAGGAAAAGAUUGCACUUGGGGAAAAUUAAGGCAUCACAAAGGACAGCUGAAGCAACUAGCAGUUUAUCCUCUGAGAGUGAGUUGUCAGAUCCAUCAUCCUCUGAGAAAGAUGAAUCCUUAGUCAACAAAACUUGUAUGCAUGAUGCUUCACCAACCAGAUUGUCAUCCAGGCCUCGUAGAUCAAUUGUGGGGUCAUGUUCCUAUAUGAGGAAGGAGUCACCUGUGGGGUUGGCUUCUAAGGGAGAAUCACCAGCCAUGUCACUCUUGAAGAAUAAUGAAUCACCAGCCACAUUAUCCUCAAGGGAAAAUAAAUCCCGAUCCAGAUCAUUCUCAAGCAAUACUGAAUCCCUGCCCAGAUCAUCCUCAUCCAGGCAAUCAAUGAAGAAUGAAUCUCCAGUCAAGUCAUCCUCAGGCAAGAGUGAGCCACCACCCAAGUCAACCUUGAAAAAGAUUGAAAUGCGAGGCAGCUCAUCUGCAGUUGACCACACUAUUAAGACUGAGCCAAAUGACAAAUGUACAGCUGCAGUAGUUGAAACACGCUCUUUACGUCGUCGCCAGGUUUCUUACUUAAUGAACUAAAGACUUGACUUGAAACUAUAGAUUAUCUUUGCUUGUGGAUAUAUACCAAAAUUUAUUAGAAUCUGUGUUCAGUGGGUAUAAGGCCAAAGAAUAAUUCAGACGAUGGCAUUAUCAAAGUUUAAUAGUGUUGUUAAAAUUCUGAAGUUACAUAAGAGUAAUGUUGUACAUAAUAUUAUACUAUAUGAACACUGAGAUAAGGUUUACUUCCACAUAACUGUUUUCUUCUUCCAUAGCUGUCUUACAUAAGGGGUAAGCAGUAUUAAAGUUUUCGUAAUUUUUUUAAAGAAUUUACCUGAAGUAUAGUACAGUAUAGUACUUGGAUUACUUUUGGUGACUCCUAUUUUAGCACUGUUUGAGUAGGAUUUAGAUAUUACAUUGUGCUCUCUGUGCUUAAGAUGGAAAAGUUGUGUGUAUAGUGUAGUAGUUCCCACUUAACCCUUAGGCCCCAGGUGACGUUCCAGAACGUCCUACUAGCGCGCCCCGGGUGACGUUCCAGAACGUCCGCCUAUU